Messenger RNA from Coffea arabica (coffee), 4146 nucleotides. The record is from RefSeq and is a predicted model, not a curated record. Lineage: Eukaryota; Viridiplantae; Streptophyta; Magnoliopsida; Gentianales; Rubiaceae.
AUGGCUGCCCUUCAUCCCAUGGGUGAGGGGCACCCCACGCCAUCCAAGCGUUCCUUUGCCGAUAUCCUUGCCUCCUCCUCAAACCCGUUGCCAUCCUCACAAUUCUUGAAACCGAGAGAAGUGUAUCGCGGAGAACCUGCGGUAACUUUCACCAUUGAUGAAAUUCAAUCGUUGGCUUCCCCUUUCCGUUUUGCCCUGGUAGGUAAGUUCUCCAAGGGACGGCCUUCCAUGGAGGCUCUACGGAAGGAAUUUUUAACCAUUGGCUACAAAGGGACGUUCACUCUUGGCCUGCUGGAUCCACGCCACGUUCUCAUCAGGUUUGCACAUGAAGAAGACUACCAUAGAUGUUGGCUUCGUCGUUUUUGGUCCUUUCAGGGUUUUGGAAUGCGAGUAUUGAAGUGGACUCCCUCCUUCUCGGUAGACUCAGAACCUUCCAUCGUCCCCAUUUGGAUUCGGCUACCCAAUCUUCCUGUCCAUUUUUUCGCCAAGGGCCCUCUUUUCUCCAUUAGCAGACUUGUGGGAGAGCCUCUUCGGCUUGAUGCUUCCACAGCCGCCAUUACAAGGCCUAACGUAGCAAGACUUUGUGUCGAAAUAGAUCUUCUUAAGGAUCUCCCGAAUCGCGUCUGGAUUGUUAACGGAUCUUUUGGAUUCUGGCAGAAAAUUGAAUACGAAAACGUGCCUGACUAUUGCCGCUGCUGUCAUAAACUUGGCCAUACUGCAGACGUAUGCAAGAUCAGCAACCCGGCGCCGACUGCUGCUAGUCAGGGGUCGGAUCAUCACGCGCAAGUCUGGUUACCCAAGAACCCUGAGACAAGCCACCCUGAUAUGCAGCAGCCAAUGGCAACCAAUGAGCCUCGCCAGAAACCAGAAAUUUCCCUGAUAAAGAACCCUAAUCUGCUUGGCUGUGACAAAAUGCACAAACAACGGGUAGUGCAAAAUCAGGACACUACUAAUCCCGCCCCUUCAGAGGGGACCCCGAGCCAGGUUGUAUCUCAUGGUCAUUCUGCCACAAGGGAACCGAAACUCCCUGAACCGGCCACUCAGCUACAAGUGGUCAUCCCUGAAGCCAACAACCUGGCGUCGAGGCUGCUGGAUGAUUGCGAGCUUGUAACUUACUGGAAGCAGAAAGCUCGGGUUCGGUGGCUAAAGGAGGGGGAUGCUAACACAAAAUUCUUCCACGCUUCCCUUCUUAACAAGCGGUCGCGGCUAACCAUCCACCAGAUUCAGGACAGCCAGGGGCAUUUGCUUGAGACAAAUGACGACAUUGGACAGGGAGCAGCUAGUUUUUUCCAGCAGCUCCUCUCCGGAUCAGACGGGGCUAACAAUGAAGCAUCCGUGACCCGGCUGUUAGCAUCGAUUCCGUCUAUAGUGACACAACAACAGAAUGAGGAGCUAACGCAUCCGGUAUCUAUGGAAGAAGUUAAGAGAGCAGUUUUUGGGUUGGAUAGUCACAGCGCGGCUGGCGUCGAUGGCUUCUCGGGGUUUUUCUAUGUGUCUUGCUGGGACAUUAUUGCUCGGGACCUAUUGCAAGCAGUGCAGGAAUUCUUCUGUGGUGUUCCACUUUCUAAGGCCAUCGGGAGCACUUUAAUUGUGCUCAUUCCAAAAACUGAUAGACCGAAAACCUUUGCAGAAUUUAGACCUAUUAGCCUUUGUACCUUCUUGAACAAAAUUUUCACGCGGAUCUUGACUGAGCGGUUGCAGCCCCUUAUGGAUGGUCUGAUAUCUCCAGAACAAUCGGCCUUUGUUAAGGGGAGGGAAAUAUCGGACAAUAUUCUUCUGGCGAAGGAAAUACUAGAGUCACUUGACAAGAAAGUACGAGGUCAUAACCUGGUCCUCAAAUUAGAUAUCAUGAAAGCUUUUGACAGUGUUUCUUGGCAUUUUCUCUCCAAAUUGCUGCAGAAGUUUGGAUUUAGUCAUUGGUUCAUUACCUUGGUCAUGAAUAACCUAAAAGGAGCUUGGUUCUCGGUUCUCGUUAAUGGUCGAACCUAUGGAUUCUUCCAAAGUGGGCGGGGGGUUAAACAGGGAGACCCCCUUUCUCCUUAUUUAUUUCUGCUGGUUGCUGAUAGCCUUAGCCGAGGGCUAAAUGAGCUGCUCGCCUCGACCAAGAUCUCCCCUUUCGCUCUCUCAAGAGGCUGUUUCUCCAUCACCCACCUUAGCUUUGCGGAUGAUGUGUUAGUGUUCAUGCGGGGGCUCAGGUCGGAUAUUAAAGAAAUGCUCGAUUUUCUCGCCAUCUAUCAGGAGGGGACAGGCCAACGAGUGAAUAAAUCCAAGAGCUCUUUCCUUACCUCUUCUAAAUGUUCAGCAGCAAGGCUGCGAUCCAUAACCACUUGGCUUGGCUUUAAGCAUUGUAAAUUACCCAUCAGAUACCUGGGAUGUAUGAUCUCGAAAGGACGGCCGGCAAGGAGGCAUUUUCAGCACUUGAUUGAUAAACUGAGGCUGAAGUUAGCUGGAUGGAAGACUAAACUUUUAUCGCCUGGUGGCCGGGCUAUACUCAUCAAGCACGUCCUUUCAGCUAUCCCAAAGUAUGCCAUGGCAGUCUUAGAGCUUCCGAAGAGCGUGUUGAGGCAGAUAGAACAGCUUAUGGCUUCCUUUUUCUGGGGCGAAGCAGCUGGGAAAGAGAAGCGACAUUGGCGUCGAUGGAGGGAUCUGUGCAAGCCAGUUGAGGAGGAUGGUCUAGGUUUUCAGUCACUGGAAGAAAUUGCAGCGGGUUUUGCUUGCAAACUCUGGUGGAGAUUUCGUACAUCUUCCACUCUUUGGUCUCGUUUUCUGCUAGCGAAAUAUGGGAAGAGAGAGGGGCACAUCACGCAGAUUCAGGAGACCACCAAUGGGUCGGCCACCUGGAAGCGUAUGUUGCGCUGCCGGGCCUUUGUGGAGGAGAACUCUCAAUGGAUGAUUGCUGGGGGGACCUGUUCUUUCUGGUUCGACAAUUGGCUCGGCUCAGGGGCUUUGGCUGUCGGAAAGGUUAACCUUCCCAGUCCUUCCCUCACGAUCCGAGAGUGUAUCAGCGAAGGGGGUUGGGACUUGGCGCCUAUUGAAGGUGCUUUAUCCAGCGUGGAGAUUCAGCAGAUUCGGUCCUUCCCUCCUUUUCUCUCUAAUGAAAAGGAUUUCCUUAUUUGGCAGCCUAACCCGAAUGGCGAGUUCUCUAUCAAAUCUGCUGUGUUGAGAAGGCGCCAUCGAGGGGCCUCUUUACUCUCCCGUACACUCAUUUGGGAUCAACGCCUGCCUCGCAAGAUCUCGAUAUUCAUGUGGCGUUUGCUGAACGCGCUUCUUCCCCUCCCGGAUAUUCUCAGUAAAUUUGGCUUUCACCUACCCUCUAAGUGUGUUUUCUGCAAUCAUGUGGAAACACUGGAGCAUGUAUUUCUCACUUGUGAAGUCGCAACUGCUGUUUGGCAUCGCCUGGGGCUCCUGCUGCACUUUCGAACGGAUAGAGCGGACGAGAUUCUUAUGCAACUUCAGAACUGGUGGAUGCACUCAUCUGUGCAUGUCAUAUUCAAUCACAUUGUUAAGGAGCUCCAGCUCAUAGCAAGGGCCACUCCUUUCACAUGUUCUACUCCUGAAGAUAAACGCUGCUGGACUCAAGGCCUUGUGCCUUUCCUUAAGCAGCCACCCAGGGCUCGGCUCCGUAUAAUCCGUUGGAUGGUCCCUCCCAUGGGCUACCUGAAGUUAAAUGUUGAUGGUUCUUCUCUUGGGAACCCGGGAGAUGCAGGGGGAGGAGGCCUCAUCCGGGAUAGCGAGGGGAGGCUACUCUAUGGUUUUUCCACUUUCUAUGGUUGGCAGACCAAUAUGAGUGCUGAAGCAAUGGCUCUCCUCGAAGGGUUACAGCUUUGCAAAUCUCAUGGCUUCCCCCACGUUGAGAUUGAAAUUGACUCGCUGACGCUCCUCAAGGUAGUACGACGUGAGAUGAAGUGUCCGUGGAGGAUUUGGGGGGUGGUUUGCCACAUUCGACAUCUACUUGAGGACUUCACCUCGGUCUUGCAUCAUUGCUACAGAGAGCUCAAUGCUGUGGCGGACUCGCUUGCCAAAUUAGCCAGCACGUCUCGUGCGUCCUCAUCCUACUGUGCUACCUCUUUUCCAAGGGACAUUCGUGGGCUUCUUCAGUUAGACAGAGUUAGCUAUCCUUACAUUCGCCGGCAAUGGAAGCCUUAG